Lonchura striata (white-rumped munia) is the source of this 2681-nucleotide messenger RNA. The record is from RefSeq and is a predicted model, not a curated record. Lineage: Eukaryota; Metazoa; Chordata; Aves; Passeriformes; Estrildidae.
CCAACAGAGGGGGUGAAUUCCUUUGCACAGCUCCCAGCCAGGAAGUAAAUCAGAGGGCGGGCACUGCUGUUGGCCAAGGAGCAGGAGCACAGCCCCAUUCCCACCAUUCCACACAGGCACAGCAGCAGCAGUAGCGUGGCAGGCACUUUGCUCCAGUGCCUGUUGUCACUCUCGCUCCAGUUGUCGUGGUUCUCCUCAUUCCAGAUUCCUUUGGAUGCCUACCCACCGGGCUGGCUCCAGCAGGCAGGGCUGGCUCCCUCGCUGGCAGGGGACAAAGUGCUCAUUGUGACACCUCUGCUGCUUCUCCUUGCCCCCACACAGCUGGAGGGGUGAUACAGAGAGAAACCACAACAACACUGCUGUCCCCCAAACGUGGCUUUUCCCAUCUUUUCCUACUCACAGCUUCCAUGGGGAGCAGCACAGGGAGAGGCGAGGGACAGGACAGAUGGCAAGUAGGAUGUUGGAGCCUGGUCUGGUGUGCCUGGCAGAAAAGUCAGGGACAUACCUCCUUCCUGGCUGUGGACAGGACAGAGCUGGAGGAGGAUAACAAUUGGAGAAGGAAAAGAUUGCCCAUGGAGAUAGCAGAGAGCAAAUGGCUUUGGGAUGGAUGUGACCUGGACUCUCAGGUGUCUGUUGAGAUCACUGAGCUGCUGGAGGAUUCCUUCAUCAGGACACUCCUUUGAAUAUUCCCUCCAUUUUCCCACAGUAUUUAUCACUUUUAAUUCCCUACAAAUCUCAAUUCUCCGCCCAAAAUUCAUCACCAGGCUCCACCCAAUGUGGAGCCACUGAUUAAGCUGAACGAGAAGAGUCUGACCUUGUUUCCUCUCACAGCCUGGAGAACUUCACUGUAGUGCACUCACAUCUCCUCACACACCCCAGCUGCUGUCCCUGGGGCGGGAUCUUCAGGAGCUUCCCUGGAAUCGUCACUUGGGAAAGGGGAGCGAAGCCCGCGGGGCGAGCCCGAGCAGCGUCCGGCGCGGGCUCUGUCCAGCUCCUGCCACAGCCCCCUGUUCUCCGUGCUGCCUCGUGUUCUCCAGGGCUCUCACAAACAGGGAACUAGUUCAGAGCCUGGGACGGGAUCAGGGCUCUGCUUCCCAUCUGCUCUUCACUCUGUCCAGGAACUGAGGAACAGGAGAGAGCCUCAGCAAGGAGACCUAAGGGAAAAGCAGCUUGUCUCCAGGUCACCUUCCUCUUCUGUUUUUAAAGCAACUCCAGUCCCAAAAUCUUGUCCUUUUAAUUGUCUGAACUUGCCACAUCUCAUUCCUGGGGUGGCUCCUUAGGACCCUGCAAUAUAAAUGUCCUGUGAGUCUUUGGUUUCUGGUCCAAAUUCCGUUUUCCCACUUGUAUACUGCAAUUUCAGUGGCACUGAACCUUCACCAUGCAGUUUCCAAGAGGAUUCAUGCAAUAAUCAAUUCUGUGCCUGAGAUGGAGCACAGGAGCACAGCAAUGUCAUUUCUGCUGAGGAGAGGAGCCGCUUUAGGACAUGGAUCCCAAAGGAGCAAAAGGAACCAGGAAGCGCCGCUGAUCUGCACAGACCCCUUUGCCUGCUGCUGCCCCACAGGGAACAGGGAGCUGCUGAGGAGCUGCAUGGUCCAUUCCUGGAUUUUUGAACCACUGACUCCCCAUCCACUCUGACCACAGCCAGGGCCACAUCCCACCGCCUCCUCAGCAUCCAUCCAUGGAGGUGACCACCAUGUCCCCAUCUCCUGCCUCACCCACUGAGGGAGAUGACAUCUGUGAGACAGAUGUCACCAGCGUGGCCAUACACAGUGUGACACUGCUCAUCUGCCUCUGUGGGCUGGCCGGGAAUGGCGCUGUGCUCUGCCUUCUCCAAAGGAACCCCACCACCUUUUACAUCACCAACCUGGCUUUCGCCAACUUCUCCUUCCUCCACUUUGCGGUCCACUCCACCCUGCUCUACCUACUGGAGGAUGUGUCCUGCUCCACAGUCGCUCCCCUGGUGUUCCUAAGGGCACUUUUCCCGCUCCUACUGUUCUCCUACAACAUGGGGCUGUAUGUGCUGACAGCCAUCAGCAUCGAGAGGUGUGGUUCAAUCCUCUUCCCCCUCUGGUACCGCUGCCGCCGUCCCCAGCGCCUGUCAUGGGUAGUGUGUGCCCUGCUCUGGGCCCUCUCCAUCGCUGUCAUUGUCACAGUGACUUCCCUGUGCCUGUCACAGGAGCACGAGCACUGCCGGGUGUCUCUCAUCACCAUGUAUGCCCUCAACCUCUUCCUCUUUGCCCCAGCCAUGGUCGUUUCCAGCACAGUCCUCCUCAUUAAGGUCAAGUGUGGGUCUCAGCAGCAGCAACCCAAGAGACUCGACAUUGUUAUUUUCCUUGUUGUGCUCUUCUUCCUCCUCUUUGCUCUCCCCCUCAGCCUCUGCAAUUUCCUGCAACAGCUCGGUUACAUCACUGUGUCCUCCGAGGUUGUUAUCCUGCUCACCUGCAUCCACAGCAGCAUCAACCCCUUCAUCUACUUCUUGGUGGGGAGGUGCUGGAGGCCCUGCUCUGUGGGGUCCCUCCGGCUCUCCCUCCAGAGGGUGUUUGAGGGGCCAGAAGAAAACACUGCCCACAGAAAUGAUCCUGCCAUGGAUACAGCCUUCUCAGCCUGUUGAUCCCUUCUACUGCUCUGCUGAAGGACCUUGGUGCAGAGUCGCCUGAUUAAUAAAUAGCCACUGUAUCACC